Messenger RNA from Podarcis lilfordi (Lilford's wall lizard), 5811 nucleotides. Lineage: Eukaryota; Metazoa; Chordata; Lepidosauria; Squamata; Lacertidae. The record is from the annotation of a GenBank genome assembly.
AUGUUUGACAACUCGGACCCCCGGCAUGAGCUCUGGGUGACAGAAGAUGAAGAUGAUGAAGAGGAGGAGGAGGAGGAAGAGGAAGAGGAGGAGGAGGAGGAGGAGGAGGAGGAGGAGGGAGAUAGUGACUCCAGCUCAGACGCAGCAGACAGCAGCGAGGAUUCCCACGCCGAAGAAACCCAGGAGUUUGGGGAACAGUGAGUGAGACUUUGGGGCCUGCGGAAUAUAAGACUUCUUGGAUUCUGUUGUUUGGGGUUUGUAGUCUCUCUGGGGCAGGGACUGCAGAGAGGGCCUGGCACUCCCCAGGUGUUGAAUUAAUAGGCCAUCGCCAGAGGGAGCUUUUUGGAAAACAGAGUUGGGUGGGAAUCAUAAGCGUCUUACAGCUGCGUGCGCUUCAAAUACAAUUUUAUCUCCCCCUACAAAACGCAGCAUUUAUUAUUAUUAUUAUUAUUAUUAUUAUUAUUAUUAUUAUUAUUACAAAACGCAGCACCCUUUUUGUGGGUGCUCUUGGGCGCAGUGGGAAUUCUAGUUUGCCCGCCACGUUGAACCCUGAAGGGUCCUGGCUGCGAAUUGCGCAUAACUAAUUAUUCAUUACAUUCAGUGCUUUUUUUUCUUUAAAAAAAAAUGUUUAGGUGUACUCUCAUAUUGACUCGAGAAAAUCUCUAUUUUAUAGUUCAAACUGGGGGAAAUAAAUACAGUAAAUGGACAAAAGUACAAAGAUUCACAAAAUGUUUAAGGGGUAUGCGUUCCCCUUCGUCUCCCCAGAAAAAAAACACUGGUUACAUUUAUAAACGGACACCAUUUCCCUCCCCUUCCUCAGGAAUUUGAAGCCUCCUUUCUCCAGGGCCAUAGUCCUCAGUUAAUUCCCGACAACCCUGUGAGGUAGGGCAGGUUUGUGGCCUAGUGGGGAGAUUUGAACCCUGGUCUCCCCAAGGUCUUGAUCCCGCGCUCUAACCACUAGGCCACUCACUGGUGUUGCGGCUUCAUGUAAAAAAACAGCAACAGGCUUUUUAAUAUCCCUUUAUUUUAAAAUUGUGUGUUGUUUUUUAAAUUUGCACCAGGCCUUUUGAAUGGGUGCCCUGUUCCGUUACCCCAAACCCGGCAUGGCAUAGUGGUUAGGGUCCGAGAGACCCGGGUUCGAAUCACUUGAGGGGCCAGUCACCACCUUCCUCACAGGGUGGUUGUGAGGAUAAUAAAUAAUAAUAAUAAAUUUUUAUUUAUGCCCCGCCCUUCCCGGUUCAGAAAACCGGGCUCAGGGCGGCUAACAGCAAAUUUAAAACAAUUAAUGCAACAAAAAAACAGCAUAAAAUACAGUAUAAAACGUGAAUAACAAUAAAUUCAGAAUUCAAAAAUCAAUUUAGGGGGGAAAUCCAUCCAAUAAACAUUAGAUGAUCACCAGGGCUAGCUGGCUGAAUUGGUCCUAUUUGGGCCGGUGAGGAGACCAGGGGAGAAUUAGCUGUGGGAUCCCAGAGCAGGUAAUCUUCCUAAAAAGGGAAGGAAGAGGAAUAAAAGAUCAGGCUAAGUUCAAAUUGAAAGCCAGGUGGAAUAGCUCUGUCUUACAGGCCCUGAGGAAGGAAGUUAAAUCCUGCAGGGCCCUGGUCUCCUGGGACAGAGCAUUCCACCAGGUCGGAGCCACCACUGAAAAGGCCCUGGCCCUGGGGGAGGAUAAUCUGGCUUCCUUAGGGCCCUCUAAACUAUGGUUAUUCGUGGACCUAAAGGUAAACGAUGGAGGGAAAGAACCAUGUCAGCUCAUGGCUCUAUAAGUGGGAUAGAUAGAUAAUUGAUUUGGGGUUAUAGUCAUUUAACAGAGCAAUUCCUCAACAUGCCAAAAAGGUUUAGGGUUUUAUUGUGUGUGAGCUGCCUUUUCUGGCAAGAAUGCCAAGGCCAUGAGGGAGAUGGAGGGCAGCGCCCCUUCCUCUUUCCAAGAACUGGACCCCACCUGCCCAAAAUUUCCACAGGGGUCAGGAUCCAGCCUCUUGCUUCCAGCCAAAAGUGCGCCACCCGGGAUCCCACCACUGCCGCCGACGCCUUUUCGCCCCAUAUGCCUUGCAGGAGCGGCCUUCGCCAGGUGAGUCCGGGGGGGGCAGAGGGGUCGGGACGGGGCUCCAGAUGAUGGGCAGAAACCGCCGCACUUGCUUCGGAGGUUUUUGAAUCCUGUGGGCUGGCAGCUGUAGCGCAGCCCUGGCCAACCUCCUGCACUCCAGAUGUUGCCACCCCGAAAAAACAUCUGCACGGUGCCAGGUUCAUUGAGUCCUAGAAUUGUAGGGCUCCCUUUACAGUGGAGGAGGGCAGAGUCUGUCGGUGCCCAUUGCUGUAUCCUGUGGCAAGGAGUUCCACAGUUUGAUGAAUAACUUUCUUUUUAUCUGUCCCAAAUCUUCAGCCUCGUCAAGUUCUGGUGUUAGGAGGAGGAGCAAAGCUUUUCUCUGCCCAUUCUCCCCAUGUCAUGUGUGAUUUCGGACGUUUCUGUCCCGUAGCUUCUCUUGUCUUUCCUGAAACUUAACUUUUUGACGUGGCUGUCACUUUUAUUUCUUGAACGGGCGUUUUUAGGGCUCAGGAGCAGCUGCAGGGUGGACCUCAAACCUUGGGGCAGAGAGACCCCGCCUUGGGAAACCCCCCUCUCCCACUGGGUGCAGGAUACAAGAGCCGUCUGCAUAACAAAUUGGCGUACACAGCAGGUGCGUUUCGGGAUGGGGGGGCUUCAGUCCGGGGGGGGGGCCUCUUGCUAUUUCUUUAGAGGAGAGGGGGCACUCAACCUGCCCCCCAAAAUCCUCUGCACAUGCUCAAACACCCUCUCCCAUGCUAGGGCCGAACGGCUUUGAAGGCCUCUCGGCUCGGCGCCUGCCUUGUCCACAGAACAUAGAAUGGCACCUAAAGGGGGAACCUAAAGGGUCCUCUAGACCAACCCCCUGCCACGAAUAAAUCGCUGCAAACGUUUUACUGGGAGGUGUCGUUAUACCUGCCCCCUGGGCUGACUUUUUGUCUUUAUUUUCCAGUGGCGUAUAAUUGCAUAUAUCGGCCUGCCUUUGACCCGGCGCUCCGCAUCUGUUGCAAACUAGAACUCCCAACAGCCCCUUAAGGGCAGCCCAGCUCUAUGAUGCCGGAUCUCAUUGGUGCCCAGCUGUGCUGGUUGGCAGGGCGUGGGCACCGGGUCUCAAAACCUCUGGAGGGCUGCAGGUUUUUUACCUAUCCUCUGCUAAAUACCUCUUUGAUGGCAGAUUGGUCUGCUUUGUGAUGAAUCCCGAAUAAAAGGCAACUGGCUUUUGUCCAAAGGUCCUGUGGAUCGUAUCCCUUCCCUCCCUCCAUUGCUUAUAGCUCAUAAUCACGCCCAUAGCUGCCGGAUUUUCACAGAAUCGUAGAAUCGGGACUCCCAAAGGUCAUCCAGCCUGACCCUCUGCAAUGCAGGAAUGGCAGCUAAAGAAUCCCUGGCAGGUGGUCGUUCAUCCUCUGCUUGAAAACCUCCAAUGAAGGAGAGUCCACUUUCCAAGGUUGUAGAGUUGGGAAGGGACCGCCAGAGGUCAUCUAGUCCAACCCGCUGCCAGGGCUUGGGGUGUUGAACAUGGCUGUAUGUAUGUAGUUGGGGGUCGCACUCAUCUCUGCUUGAUGUCUUUCCCAGCAGGCGUCCAGGUUCCGCCCCCGGACACUCUCCCACCCUUCUUUCCAGUCGUUCUACACCGCUGUCUCCACCUGCAGGCGCUCCUCCCCAGCUGCAGCUGCAGUACAAGGCGCCUCGCCCUCAGAACUCGAACCCAGAGCCAGUAAGCAGCACGGGGAAGACAGAGGGGAGUCUGCUCUCUCUGGGGGCUAAAGGAUGGAGGGCUCCCCUAUGAGGAAAGAUUGCAGCGUGGAGGGGGGGCGGAUUUUUAGUGUUUGCAAAACGACGCCUGGCAUAUGGGGGAAACUAAAACUCCCUCGUAAAACUAGAACUCAAUGGACUUCCAGGGAAUUCGAAAGUUGGAAGAUUCAGCACAGAUGAAAGAAAGUCCUUCUGUAGCACAGUUAAUCUGUGGAACUCCCUGCCACAGGAGCCAGGGAUUUGCCACCGACCCAGAUGGCUUUAAAAGGGGGCUUUCAAUGGAUGCUAGUCAGAUGGGCCAUUGGCCUCCUCUUAUGUUGGACUACAACACCCAUAUUGCACCUAGCCAGCAAGGAUCAGCGGACACAGGCGAUGGGAGUUGUAGUCCCACAACAUCCGGCGACUUGAGGUUGGAGCUCCGUUCGGAGUCCUUCAACCUUGCAUCCCCAGAUGUUGAACAGACAACAACUCCCAUCCUCCCGAGUCAGCUGAGUCCAGUUGUCGUGGAUGAUGGGAGUUGUAGUCCAAUGACUUCUGGGGACAAUUCCCACCAGAUCCGGCGUCGGCUGAUCUCACCUUCUGACCUCGUGUCUCCCCUUUCUCCCUUUGAAGCGCCUCUCCCCGCCACGGACUGCAGCGGUUUCUUCUACACCGACCCAACGAUGCCACCAGGACAUCGGAUCUACAACUGCCUUUCCGUCUCCACCCAGGAAGUAAGUGGUCUUUGAAAAAGCUUUGAAAAAUUACGUGUUUCAGUGUAAGAAUUCAUGGAGGGUGUGGGAAACCUUUAGGAACAAGAAUCAUGUGAGUGUCUGGAGGCAGUUGGAGGAUGGAUGGCAGCUAACAGAUUGAGGUUGAAUCCUGACAAGACGGAAGUACGGGAGGUGGGCAGGUGUGGGGGACUCCCUGGUCCUGAAUGGAGCAACUGUGCCCCUGAAGGACCAGGUGCGCAGCCUGGGAGUCAUUCUGGACUCACCGCUGCCCAUGGAGGCGCAGGUCAGUUCUGUGUCCAGGGCGGCUGUCUGCCAGCUCCAUCUGGUGCACAGGAUGAGACCCUAUCUGCCCGCAGACUGUCUGGCCAGAGUGGUGCAUGCUCUGGUUCUCUCCCGCUUGGACUACUGCCAUGCGCUCUAUGUGGGGCUACCUUUGAAGGUGACCCGGAAACUACAACUAAUCCAGAAUGCGGCAGCUAGACUGGUGACUGGGAGUGGCAGCCGAGACCACAUAACACCGGUUCUGAGAGAUCUGCAUUGGCUCCCAGUAUGUUUCCGAGCACAAUUCAAAGUGUUGGUGCUGACCUUUAAAGCCCUAACCGGCCUCGGUCCAGUAUACCUGAAGGAUCGUCUCCACCCCCAUCGUUCUGCCUGGACACUGAGGUCCAGCGCCAAGGGCCUUCUGGCGGUUCCCUCCCUGUGAGAAGCCAAGUUACAGGGAACCAGGCAGAGGGCCUUCUUGGUGGUGGCACCUGCCCUGUGGAACGCCCUCCCAUCAGAAGUCAAGGAAACAAACAACUAUCUGACUUUUAGAAGACAUCUGACAGCAGCCCUGUUUAGGGAAGCUUUUGAUGUUUGAUGUAUUACGGUAUUUUAAUAUUUUGUUGGAAGCCACCCAGAGUGGCUGGAGAGGCCCAGCCAGAUGGGCGGGGUAUAUAUAAUAAGGCAGGGAGUUCCACUGGUUAAAACUCACAUUAUUAUUAUUUUUUUAGCCUUUGUGGUGCAGGGAGUUCCGGAGAGUGGCUACGCUCGCUCCUCACCUGUUUGCCUUGCUCCCUUUUCCUUCAGGUCCUCCGCAGCCUGUCGCUGGAGACUCCGCCGCCAAUCAUGUCUGUCCGCACAGCUUCCCCGCCUCGCAGGGCCGGCGCCCGCACCCAGUGGCUCUCUGAGCUGGAGUGCAAGGCGGUCUCCGCUCUCAUGGAGCUCCCAGACAGCACCAGCCAGGAUGGGUGCCAGCCCUCCGCUUGCUUGCCAGGAGAAAUGGAGGGGCUCAGGGAGAUGGAGACCUCAGACAUGCUGCCAUAG